This is a messenger RNA of Paramuricea clavata, 396 nucleotides long. The record is from the annotation of a GenBank genome assembly. NCBI's taxonomy places the organism in Eukaryota, Metazoa, Cnidaria, Anthozoa, Malacalcyonacea, Plexauridae.
AUGGUUGAGAGCGCGCAGCCUGACAUUGCGGACAAAUUGUCUGAACUGCUAAAAGCUGUUGAAAGGUCAAUUAAGGCGAGGGAACAAAAUAAGGAGACUUUAACAGAAGCCCACGAAUUAGGCACUCGCAAGCAUACAGACUUAAUCAAAUCACAACAAGAACAACAGGCACAACUUGCAACAUUAAUCUCACAAAGCACAUUACAGAUAGGACCAGCGAUUCACCAGACACCUUUUUAUGGAAAACCCACAGAUGACCUUCUGUCAUUUAUAAGCCAUUUCGAAAGUUCUCGAAUUUCUGCGGUUGGAAUGACGACCAACGUCUUAGAGCUUUGCCACUUUAUCUACAGGGUAAUGCUAGUUCAUGGUAUGCAAGUUUUGAUUCAGAAACAUUGA